UUCUUAUAAUCCACAAGCGCUGCUCUACGAGCCCAGGUCCCUCGAUUGACCUGUACACUGACAGCGCUGAUAUUUUCGACGUAGCUGCAUGAUGGAAGUCAAAAUCGCUUCAGAUGAGAGCGCAAGCGCAGGCGCAACCGCCACGUCAAGCAGGUCGCGAAUCUCUCCAGCCCCGAAAAACCUGACCCAAUUCUUUCAAACGGCGGCGCAACUGGCGCCAGAUACCCCAUUCUGCAGAUGGCCAACUAGCAGAGCGUUGGAUCCUUCGGAGGCCACUUUCGUGGACAUUACAUACGAACAAAUCGCGCGGCUCGCUCAGCAUGUUGGCACUUACAUCUCCAAGAAAUACAACCCGCGUGUCGUUGCCAUCAUCGCUCCGAACUCACCAGCGGUCGUCGUGAGCUUUGCUAGCGUGACGUUUGCGGGUGCGAUAUUUGCCCCCGUACCGCACAACACCACCCACGAAGUUAUGGCAGGUAUGAUAGAGGUGGUACAAGCAGACCUCAUCAUCGUUUCUUCUGAUGUCCGACCACGCUUGUCCGAGGCUCUCAAGGAGACGGCCGUGUCCUUCAACGAGCUGUACACUCAAGCACUUCAGACGCCAAUCUCCGACGCGCCGUCCAGCUGGUUCUCCCAGCUUGCCACUCGAGCGGCGGACGAUUUGAUGAAAAGGCGAAGAGAGGACGCUGAUCAGCUUGGACAAGAAGCCACGGCGCCGGGAGAAGCAGCCAGUAUGGACUCCACAGCUGUAUACCUUUUCACUUCUGCGGCUGUGACUGCUCGGUCUUUGAAAUGUGCUUCUAUUCCUCACGGCGCUUUGACGGACUCCACAGCUGCUCAAGCAGAAGCAUUCGAGCUGGGCACUCAGCCUGGUCGCCACAGCAUUGUAGCUUGGGCUCCCUUGUCCCACGCCAUGGGAUUAUGCUCGACAUUGUUAUCUUGGACCGGCGCAUCGCUUGGCUCUUACGUCUUUGCCGCACCUGCAGAUGGGAUAGCUAAUGUGCCAGAUCUUUCGCUCAGCGACGCAAUCGCGCUCAGACUCCGUCAAUCGCAAGCGUCGCUUUUGGAAGCUACUCCCAUGAUCGUGGAUGAUGUGGCGGCUGACCCGAGCCUCACCGCUUUCUUGGCCCAGCGCAGAGUCAAGAUCCUUUCUGCUGGCGCCCCUCUCGGCGUGCAUCACAUUGCUUGGGCAAUGCACCAACGCAUUCACCUCAUUGAUGGUCCAGGGUCGACCGAGGCUUCUGGAUAUUGGGGCAGCGGUCGAAACCUGGCCGAAGCUGCCCAAGAAUUUCCACAAAUCGCCCGCCAGCUUCAAAGCGACAUUGCGAGCGUAUCGCAAGAAAGCCUUCGCGUGAUUCGAGCUGUGAAAAUCCGAAAGGGUCUUUCCGCUCAUCUCGACGAAAGCAGUGGAGAGCUGGUUCUCAUCGGCUCCAGUCGCUCUCUCGGCGCCACUGGCUACCUCAAUCGCCCUACGAGCAGCCUGCGCUUGGUGCGCGCGCCUUCCGAUGGGAACGCUGGCUUGGUCGAGUACCGCACUGGUGACAUUUGCUGCAGAGUCGCGUGGGAGACAGACGGGGAGGAGCGAUUCGCGUAUGUUUGUCGCAACGACGACUUGAUCGUGUUGCAGGGUGGCGAAAAAGUCUCUGCGAUUGAUUGGGAACACAUUUUGAGCGCACAAAGAGGCGUCAGACGAGCGUGCGUCGUAGGGGAUGCCAUGCCUCGAGAAGAAGACGGGUACGCUGCAGGUGGACCGAGCUCAGCCUUGUUCGCAAUCAUGGAGAUGGAGGAUCAAACGUGUCGCGUUGCUGCUCAUGGUAGAGCGAUCCAAGCACUUCUGGCGGCUAAUCAGAACUUCUCUCCCGAAGCUCGCAUCCCGCCUGCGAACAUCAUCAUUCUUCCCUCUGGCGAGAGUGUCCCGCUGACGCCUAAACGAAGCAUUUGGCGAAAAAUGGUAUGGAAGACGUUCGCUGGUCAGCUUCAAGUCCGUGCCAAGGCAUCCCUACCCACAGCCAUCGAAUCGAGGCAUCGAAAGUCGGAGGGACAGAAUUACGUCCGCCAGACGCUCCACAGGAUUGCUAGCGUCACGUUUGGAUUAAAUCCAGAGCUAGAUUCAGCUAGCUCUUCCUCUAAUCUCGCGACCACGCCAUUGUCAGCGCUGGGACUCAAUUCUUUGAGUGCUCGCAAAAUGGCCGCUUUAGUGUUGGAGCAAUUGGACAUCACCGUGCAACCGGGCACCAUCUACGCCUGCCGGACUCUAGAAGAGCUAUGUGGAGUGAUCGAAAAGAUGAUCAGCAAGCCGACCGAUACCCAUUCGCCUGUGCGCACCUCUGCAAAGAUCUCUGACGGAAGAAAUGUCCAGCGCGUGAUGAUCUGCGGCAUGUCCUGUCGACUGCCGGGGGGCAUCGACACGAUCGACCAGCUCUGGGAUCGUCUUCUGAACGGCAGGGCAAGCUCAGAAGCCGAAAAGCGACCACAGGAACGAUGGAGCAACACUUCUCUGGAUUGUGUCGAGCUGUCCUCCAAGCUUCAUCGUGCACAUUGGUUGAGAAAUGAGCUAUGCACUCACUUUGAUUCUUGGCAAUUUGGCAUGCCUGCAGCAGAGACUGACCGCACGCCACCCGCAAAUCGUCUACUGCUUCGUUGCGCUUUGGAGGCACUAGAAAAUGCAAACAUGAAGCCAGAAGAUCUUCGAGGAGCCGAUGUAGGCGUCUGGAUGAGCGCUCAAGAACCCAGCGGUUUCAAGUCUCUGCUUGGCGAAAUGACAGGAAAGCCCGAGUCCGUGUGGGAUCGAAAUUACGCUGCAAAUAUGGCAGAUUCGGCGUGUGCUGGUCAUAUCAGCCACUUUUUCGAUCUUCGUGGUCCUGCUGUGAUGACCCAAACCGCAUGUUCAAGCUCUGCUGUGGCUUUACACCAAGCGCGCAAUGCGAUUUUGCAGGGCGAAUGUGACGUAGCUCUUGUCGGCGCAGCCGCAAUCGAUGUGUGGCCAGGAGGACUGCUGGCCUUGGAACAAUGUGGUCUACUCUCGAAAGCCGGAGCUUGUCUCUCCUUUUCACAGCGAGCGGACGGCUUCAGUCCCUCCGAAGGAGUCGGCAUGAUCGUCUUAGUCGCCCAGAAGUAUGCUCGAGAACAUGACUUGCACAUCCUCGGCUCGAUCGCUGCUUCGGCUGUUCGACACGAUGGAGCUACUGCUGGCAUGGGAACACCCAGUGCUGAAUGCCAGGAGCAACUCACCCGGAUGAAUCUCCGGAGCAUGGACGUACACCCGGGGGACAUUACUGCGGUUGAGACUCACGGUACGGGAACCAUUAUCGGUGAUGGAAUGGCUUCAUAGCCUUUCAGAAGUUUUCUCUCGUGGCAAUCGUGCCCACCCACUACUCCUGGGAGCGUCCAAGUCAAGACUUGGGCACACUCAGGAAGCUGCGGGGAUAUUUGGUGUCAUGCAAGCCCUUUUGAGCUUGCAACAUGGUGCUUGGCCAGCCCUUGGUCACACUGAUCCACUUGUUCAGCUUCAAACUCAAAAUCUGACGUUCGCACAACA
Molecule: messenger RNA, 3538 nt
Organism: Ceraceosorus guamensis
Lineage: Eukaryota; Fungi; Basidiomycota; Exobasidiomycetes; Ceraceosorales; Ceraceosoraceae
Product: ketoacyl-synt-domain-containing protein
Exons: 9
Coding region: 89-3331 (1080 amino acids)
Biological process (GO): fatty acid biosynthetic process
Molecular function (GO): fatty acid synthase activity; 3-oxoacyl-[acyl-carrier-protein] synthase activity
Source: RefSeq, a predicted model, not a curated record